Oreochromis aureus is the source of this 2654-nucleotide messenger RNA. It is a transcript of the gene elf2a, whose product is annotated as E74-like factor 2a (ets domain transcription factor). Lineage: Eukaryota; Metazoa; Chordata; Actinopteri; Cichliformes; Cichlidae. Gene Ontology annotation, biological process: cell differentiation; regulation of transcription by RNA polymerase II. The transcript has 9 exons. Gene Ontology annotation, molecular function: DNA-binding transcription factor activity, RNA polymerase II-specific; sequence-specific DNA binding. The record is from RefSeq and is a predicted model, not a curated record. Gene Ontology annotation, cellular component: nucleus. The coding region runs from base 299 to 1894 and encodes 531 amino acids.
GUCAUGGCGUACCGUGCCCUGACCUGACUCGGUUGUGGCGAAGAGGCGGCGCGCCGGAAAGCUACAGGAUAGCACGAAGGAAACAGUAAGCGCAACACAACUUUGGGGUUUGUGUUCAAGAAAAACAUUUAUAGGCGUCUGCGAAGCGAUUUCCAAGUAAUGAAGACCCGGUGCAAACAUCUUUUUAUGCAAGCGAAGUAAGCGUUUUGGCCUUGGUUAACUUAGCAAACAUUGGGCCCAGCUAGCGCUAGCCGUGGAACUGACUUUUCAUCAGCAAAAGCAAAACAAGGAAUGAGUGAUGACCUCUGUGGUGGUGUCAGAUGGUGGUGGGAACAUAGUGGAGUAUGUGACUGUGGUGGAGGACCCCCAGCAGCAGCCUGCUGAGGAGGAGGAGGAGGAAGAAGUGGUUCAGCAGGAAGUGGACGCAGUGAUCAUGGAGGAAGAGGUGGAAGAGGAGGAGGGGGUGGUGCUGCAGGAGGAAGGCUGCCCUGCAGUAAUUGUAGAGGAGGUGCCCAGCGCUCAGGUGGAGGAGUGCUACUCUGCUCAGGUGUUGGUCUACGAUGAUGAGACGUACCUGAUGCAGGAUGUGGCUGAGGAGCAGGAGGUAGUCACAGAGGUGACGGAGACUGUGGAGAUGUCAGGUCACGACAUGGUGUGUUUCGACAAAACGUUUGAAGCCGCUGAAGCGCUUCUGCACAUGGAGUCUCCUGGAGGAAUGCACAGUGAACGCAGCACAGCAGAUGAUGUGAUGAUGGAAACGGUGGUGGAGGUGUCUACAGAGUGUGGACCCAUGGAGGAAGAGACCUUUCCCAUCCCUCCUGGCUGUGAACCUGUAGCCAAGAAGAAGAGAGGAGGUGGACGUAAGGCUAAGACACACCAGCCUUCUUCCAACGGCUCCUUCGAUCUGGGCAUCAAGAAGAGGCCAAGAGAGGGAAAAGGUAACACCACCUACCUCUGGGAGUUUCUGCUGGAGCUUCUGCAGGAUAAGAACACAUGUCCCAGAUACAUCAAGUGGAUGCACAGAGAGAAGGGCAUCUUCAAACUUGUUGAUUCAAAGGCUGUUUCUAAACUGUGGGGUAAACACAAAAAUAAGCCUGAUAUGAACUACGAGACUAUGGGCCGGGCCCUGAGGUAUUACUACCAGCGUGGCAUCCUUGCCAAAGUUGAGGGUCAGCGGCUGGCCUACCAAUUUAAAGACAUGCCCAAAAACAUCCGAGUGAUCGAUGAUCACGAGGAGGCAGAGGAAGUGGAGGACAGCGAGACCGUGGUAUCCGGUCAGAAUCUGGCUCGCCAGCAGGGCCAGGCCACCCUGGGCACUACGUCCCUCGCCACCACCCAGCCUCAGCAGACCUACGUCACUGUCAUCCCCAGCAACACCACCACCAGGCCCAUCCGAGCUAUGCCAGUGGUCAUGACCAACUCGCUAGGACAAAUGGCGUUAAACUCUCCACCCAUCCUCACAACCACCACGGGAGUCCCAGUGACUGUAGCGAGCACCUCUGCUAGCACUGCCCCUAAACUUGUGAUCCAGGCACUGCCCACCAUGCUUCCUGCUGGAUCAAAAGCAGGAGAGAAGAUCACCAUCAUCACAAUCCCAGCCAACCAGCUGGCAACGCUCAUGCAGGCCAACCCAUCAGGCCAGGUCACGCAACUCAUCCAGGCCAAACCUGUCACUGCACAGCUAGCGCAGGCCGCCAUCAAACCGCAGCUCAUCCUGGCCAAACCAGCCGCAAUGGCUCAGGCGCUGCCACAGAUGUCUGUGCAGUCUCAGUUAGCCCCUACCAAAAGCUCCAUUCUGCCCCCAAAGCGUGAAGCAGUACAAUCAGACGUGGCAGCAGAGGCUCUGCCUACCUCCAGCUCGCCGGCAGUAUCAGUGGAAAAACUAUCAUCCUGAGAGCCAGGGUCCCCAAGGGGAUUUGGUGUGGAGAGAGAUGUACAGAAAGUGACUGUGGACACUACUGAGUGCAGGGAACAUCCCACACCACCUCCUAUUGACACAUAACUGAGCUUCUCCCUUAUUGGCUUAGACCGUCCGACCGACGCUGGUCUCUGGGGAGACACUUUGACUAUUUGGCUGCUGAAGCCUCGCAGAGGACGAAAGGGACUGUUAAACAUACACAUUGAUGGUUCAGAGCUCAGAAACGUGGGCAGCCUUAGAUUGUAAAUGACAAGUUGUUUUUGUAAUCAAAGCUAACAUAAGAGGCUAGCAGGACUUUAUUGUAAACGGAAGCUUAAAAAGGAUUUUUGAUACUUGGCAAGUAUGUAUCAGUACACAUGUAGUUUGAAUUCCUCUGUAGCCCCUUUCACAUUUGGGUUACAGACUUUGGAUGUUUAAGACUGUAAAACUUUAAAUGGCAGAGUAAGUGGGGGCAUUGCUUUAGACACAUUCACAAUGACUGAAACUGGCACUUGUUUCAGGCUUUCAUGGGUUGUCUGCAGAGCUCUCCUAAACUUACUCAACAGGACUGUCACUAUUUCCCACUGUUAUCCUCUUUUUUACUGUCCCUAGAGUGGGGGUCAAGGAUAUCUGCAUCCAGAAAAAAAGAACUGAUUGUGUGCUCCGCAGAAGUAUAUUAUGAUUUUUUUUUCUUGUACUCUCAGUGUAUUGAAGUAGAUUUUACUGAAAUAUGUAUAAAACAAAUGUUAAUUAAAAA